Angiostrongylus costaricensis is the source of this 2037-nucleotide messenger RNA. Lineage: Eukaryota; Metazoa; Nematoda; Chromadorea; Rhabditida; Metastrongylidae. The record is from the annotation of a GenBank genome assembly.
AUGGAAGACCAUCGUCCGAUGCCAUGCCAACCUCGUCCAUGGCUACCUGAGCAAAGGUGUCCGACGGGUUUCUGGUGUCAUGAAGGUGAGGACGAAGCUAGCUACUAUUGCUGCCAAAAUAAUCGAAAAGGCCUGAAUCGCUGCCAUCUGCCUCCGGCGGUCGGCUUCGGGAAACCAAAAGUGCGGAGGUUCUACUAUGAUCCGACCAUUGACGGUUGCCACGCGUUGUACUACACGGGCAUCGGAGGCAACGAGAACAACUUCGUUAGCUAUGAACAAUGUGAGCAGACAUGCCGAGGUUAUGAACCACCAAAAGUUUUUCGACCUAUGUCCAGUUCUUCUGCACUCAUGCAAGUGACCAGAGAACUCUCCACUGAAAAUGAAACUCUGAACUCUUAUGGGAGUUUUGAAAAAGCUCAGCCGGCACAGACUGAAACUAGUGUUGUUAUGCCACAGCAAGUAUCGAAAUCAUUGGAGGCUACCACUCAUUCGAUCGCGUUUGAAACAUUCCAGCAACAAACAUCUGCUAUGCCUAGAACUCUAAAUCGUUCUCUUGCUACUUCUACUCCCGAAGAAACUAUUCCUGCUCCAGGACAUCCAAGAGGUAAACCAUUAUCGUCAAAAGUAUCUAUGCUGCCAAACUCAGAAUCUCGGAACAUUACACCUCUUAUUUCUCAAUAUACCAAUGUUGAGCCGGUAGUAUCGCAAAUUCUUCUGGUACCAGAACAUCAAACUACAGCGAAUGUUCCAAAAUUACAUGAAAAGAUUUCAACAAGGCCAAUAAUGAUCCACUAUUCGAAUCCAUACCCAUUUUUCGUUCUGGUACCAAUUUGCCGACCCCGGAGGAAUGGAAGGCUUGGUGGGCCAUGGGCGCGGGAUCGAUUCCACGUGUAUGUUGCGGGGCGCCUCCGACCACUGCCCCACACGCGCCCCUAUGCCCCCUUCCCCCUUCAAAAAAACCCCAAAAACUCGGUGUAUUUUCACUUUGUGGCAUUUUUCUUCUCAUAUUUUCGUGCGUGCCCCAUUGAAAGUAGCUGUAAACUUUUUCUGAAUCUCCGGCUCUGUUUUUUAUCGCCAGUAAUUUGGACAAAGCUUCUGCUAUUAAAUAAAGUCAGAAUAAGUAUAUUAGGUUCUUACAUGACAUCGAAUAUCGACAAUUAUUUUAUGAAUUGGAUCAAAUCAAUACGAUGUCCACUCCAGGAAUCUCCCAUGGAUAACAUCUCUGCUUGUCUUUCUCCUAUGUACGACGACGUGGUGAUCAUGUGCGCUCUGGAGAGCGUCCAAUGUCCAGCAGGUACUUUCUGCCAAAUUGGGGAUGGACAGAGCAUCUGCUGUCCCACGCCGAUCGGGAACAAGUGUGAGCAGGCUGUGCGAACCGGUGUGGGACCAUCUUCUCUUCCUCGAUGGUACUUUGAUCCAACAGUGCGGGAAUGUCUGCCUUUUCUUUUUCGAGGAUUUCAGGUCUAUGAUGCUAUUCCUAUUGGAUCUUCUUCUUUUGCUGCUCUACCUACUUUACUAGCAAGUCACUCAAUGUGCUAUUCAGUAUUUUCAGGCAAAAUACCCACAGCUUGUGAUUUGCCAGUGAUAAGCGGACAUGGAAACCAAUUCAUUUCUAGAUUUUUCUUCUCAAAUGAUUACGGCCAAUGCCUACACUUUAUCUACUCUGGAGAAGGCGGAAAUUCGAACAACUUCGCCAGCAUUCACGAUUGCCACCAAACCUGUAUGGGCACCGAGAACCAGUAUCUCUGUAAGCGAUUUGUUUGCACUUCAGUAAAUGGAAUGACUUUUUGUUGCCAAACACCAGAAUCGUUUUGCCUACAUCCACGUCCGCCACUGUCCGUUUGUUUCACACAGUUUUCGCCCCCUGUGCAAAGAAUUGAAUUCACCUAUGAUCCAUUGGCCGAUCGUUGUGUUCAAUUCAGUUACUCUUCAUGUUCACCCUCAUUCAACCUUAACCACUUUAAGUCGAGUUCGCAAUGUACGCGACUUUGCUGCAACCAGGUGAGGGCUAUCUUACAAAGCUCUUCUGAUAACUGA